Molecule: messenger RNA, 753 nt
Organism: Aphanomyces astaci
Lineage: Eukaryota; Oomycota; Saprolegniomycetes; Saprolegniales; Verrucalvaceae
Exons: 1
Coding region: 29-739 (236 amino acids)
Source: RefSeq, a predicted model, not a curated record
UGCCAUAGCCAGAAACAGCCAAAGCUCAAUGGCGCACACGGACAAGCGUCGUAACUGGUCGCAAGAAGACGACCUCACCCUUCUCAAGCAAGUGGCAGCCGAUACUCCAUUCGCUGCAGAGAAAGGGCAGCUCAGAAAAGCUUGGCAAGGACUUGCGGAAACACUCAUGCCGUGCGAGAACUUCGGCCGUGUCGUCGACGGGAAGAAGGUACAGAAUCGAUUCCUGGCCCUCGUCGACGAGCAUCGAAAAUUCGAUGCAACGUCAGCCCGUCUUUCUGGUUCAGACCAGGAGGAGAAGGAGAAGCAUAUGCUCCUCGACGACAUCAUCACGCUGCUGGAUGACGUGAAGGCCGAGCAGCAAAAGACAGAAGCUCAAAAGCGCUCCCAAGAUCAAGAUGACAAGGAUAAAGUCGAACAAGGUGGGCUUAUAGUCCGCGAAAUGGCUAUGAAAACGAUGAAGCGAAAAUGCGACCCUGAAGGCGACGAUCCAAAGCGUCCUGCGCUCGAGAACCGUCGCAACAGUCUGGCCGCUGCGAUUUUGGCAGAGAGCGAACGUGACGCAGUCGCGCGAGAGAAGCAGCUCGCUUUUGAGCGCGAGAAGUUUGAAUCGGAGCUUCAGCAGCGUCAGCUGGACCGUGAGGAUCGAAAGGCUGAGCGUGAGCACCAGUUGGUAUUGGCGAACAUUGAGAGCGCAAAAAUGACCAACAUCAUUAAGGUGUUGUUAGACAGUAAAAAGUAAUCAUGACUUUGGAC